GUGAUUACUUCAGUUAGUUAGGUAGCUAAUGUACUGUGUGUCAGACUGGGUGGAAAAUCUGCAGCUUUUGUUGUUUAUUUUGCUGUCUAAAAUGAGUUAAAAUAGCUUUUCUACACAGCGUUUCUCUUUUUUCUCUUAUUUUCUUUUUUUCUGAAGACUCAGAAAUCCAUUUAUGAGAGGAGUGCUGUGGUCAAUAUGAGCACACAAGACCUAUCUGAGGUGGAGGCCAGUGGCUCAGGUCCAGUGACAACAUUUCGAGAGUCUGCAAUCCAAAAAUUGUUUGGCUCCAGCAGCAUUUUACUGAGCCCAGAGUUAAAAUGUGACAGGCCUCAUGUAUGUGGCGGCCUUAUAAUACAGAAUAAAGCUAGCAGCCAUUAUGAAGCAGGCAUGGAGGCAGUGUUAAAGUUACAGUUGGAGAAAGCUGUCACUUGUUUCUCCAAAGCUAUAACACUGCGGCCAGAGCAGACUCAGCUCUAUGUCGAGAGGGCUGAGGUGUAUCUUCAACUGUGUGACUUCAAUUCUGCAUCUCUGGACUACAAGCAUGCCUGUUACCUGGAACCACAGACUGAGGCCUAUUUUCAUCGUCUUGCAUUCAUUUACUACAUGCAGGUGAUUAAGGGCCAGUGUCUUUGUGACCAAGGGAUGUUCAUGGAGGCAUUGGAGUAUUUUGCCAAAGCAGCUGAACUGAAGCCCAACUAUAAACCAUAUCAAACAAGAAGCUUGGCGUGUCUUACUGCACUCGGCCGUUACACUGACUGCCUUCGACUGGUCACUAACUUAUUGGAGGCCGACACCCCAUCAGCUGACCUCUUCACACUGAGAGCCCGCCUACACCACCAGCUCAAUCAGGAUGUGCAAUGCUACUAUGACCUAAAAGCAGCUCUGAGGCUCGAUCCAAGCGCUGCAGGAGCACUGUCUCUGCUUGGUGAGCUGGACGAGGCAGCUGAGCACUUCCAUCAACAGGCAGUGAGUAAAGCCGUGGAAGGAGAGCUUAGCAGUGCUGUGGUCAAGAUCAGCACAGCUUUAGAGAAGAACCCUGAAAAGGCCCAGUAUUACCUCUUUAGAGGGACACUCUACCGCAGACUGAAAGACUUCAUUGCUGCUGUAGAGGACUUGGCUCUUGCUGCUGAUCUCAGAGAUGCUGGAGCGAAGUGCCCUGAGGGACAGAAGCCUGAGGACUACAAGGGCUUGGAAGAUGAUGCACAAGUUCAACUGGUGCUCACUUACAAUGAUUUUGCAGUCCACUGCUUCUCCCAGGGCUUUCACAACGAGGCCGCCAUGCUUCUGACUAAGGCCAUCCAAGAGCAGAGAAAUGAAAGCAGGCUCUUCAUCAACAGGGGAGAUUGUUUUCUGAAACAGGAGGAAUGGCAUUUUGCCUUGGCUGACUACCAGCAGGCUGAGGAGCUGGACCCCCAAAACUUGUGCAUUUGGUGCCGUCUGGCCAUGAUUCACAGCAUACUAGGACUGCAGAGUUUGGACAAACUGAUGUUUCGGGAGGCUGCAGACAAAUUUUCAGUGGCCAUUAAAUAUAACCCUGAAGUAGCUCAGUACUAUGGAAAUCGUGCGAAGGCUUAUAUCAGAAUGAACAGUCUGGAAGAGGCUAAGCAGGAUGCAUUCAGGGCUCUUAUUCUAGAGCCCACUAGUGAUGAGUUGGUUGCUCUGCUGCUGAAGCUGUUCCCAGGCUGCUCUUUGUCAGAUGUCAUGUCCAGUGCCACAGCUAAAACAGUCAAAGCUCAGUUGAUGGAGCGGACCCAGACGUGGAAACUAACAGGCUCUACUGCGUCAAGGCUCUCAGACAAGCUUAAGAGAAUGUCCCUUGAAGAUGACACAGACAACAAGUCAGAAGCAGACUCUCGAAGCUCACGAAACAUGGAUAAUGUGGAAAUGAGACAUGAACCCUGUGUGUCCCAGAAAGGUCAACUCCAGAGCAAGGAAAAGGUAAUCCAGGCAGUGAAGAAGGUCCUACAUGAGAGGCAGUCUUUGUAUCACACUGGACCUCGUCUUGCUCCUCUCCGUCCUGCAAACACCUUGGAGUCUGACGUCUGUGGACACAAAAGGUCAUACACAUGGAAGCACUUUGGGAGCUUUGGCCUCAACUGCUAAUGGUCUGUCACGAUAGGUCCAGAAGAUUUGGUGAUGUGAUGGAGAGACUGGAGUGUUGUCCUUUCGCUUACUCAAUCACAGGCCUACAGCUGGCCCUUCGGAGGACCUUUAAAGUUUAAAGGGCUCAGAAAGCCACAGAGGGGGCCUGCAUGUGCUCUGUAAUCAGCAGGACAGCUGUCCACAUGCAGCAGUUGGAGAAGAGGGAGUGUAGUCAGUCACCACUGUGUCACACAUUUUUGAGAUAGUAGAAAGUGCAGACUUACAGUUAGAGCAACUAAUUCUUGUGACUUUAUGGACCUAUAAUAAUACUUAAACUGCUUAAGCUUAAAUCAGUACCAACUGGAACAGUACUAAAAUGCAAAUAA
Astyanax mexicanus (Mexican tetra) is the source of this 2468-nucleotide messenger RNA. RefSeq names its product tetratricopeptide repeat protein 16. Bases 196 to 2103 code for a protein of 635 amino acids. Lineage: Eukaryota; Metazoa; Chordata; Actinopteri; Characiformes; Acestrorhamphidae. Gene Ontology annotation, molecular function: protein binding. The transcript is spliced from 14 exons. The record is from RefSeq and is a predicted model, not a curated record.